Messenger RNA from Rodentolepis nana, 786 nucleotides. NCBI's taxonomy places the organism in Eukaryota, Metazoa, Platyhelminthes, Cestoda, Cyclophyllidea, Hymenolepididae. The record is from the annotation of a GenBank genome assembly.
AUGAUUGAUGAAGUAGAGGGUGUUAGAAUCCCCGCUUACCACUCCUUCGAAACACUUUCCCUUGCCAGAGAUCAAGGCGUGGCUGAUCAUUUUGACCAAGACCAUGUAAUGUUCUUUGGCGAAGAUCUUGUUGAUUCCUCAGCUAUUCCUUCUUCAGAACGAUCUAAAAGCAAUAUUCGUGAUUCUGAAUCACUAAAAGUAAAUGGAUUUCUAUCCUCCGAUUCUUCAUGGGUCUCUACUGAUCCAUCCGAAGCUAGUGCCUCUGAUGCAGUCAAUUCGGCAAAAGCCCCAAACUCCUCCCAACGAGUUGAAACAGCUUCCUCUGCCUUUUUUACUGAAGAGAUGACCCCAGAAUCUGCAUUUACUCAGUAUCAGCGGCGAUCUGAAGAUCAAGCUUGCCAAGUCUGUGGGCAACCCUCUGUGGGAUUCCACCAUCGAGCUUAUGUUUGUGAAGCCUGCAAGAAGUUCUUCACUCGCCACCUGACUAAUCGUAUUAAGAAAGAUAAGGCUUCCGCAUGUGGAGAUUCUCUUGGCAUCGAGGACCCACUGAAAUCAAUAUCGAUGGGUGGUGGAAACAGUGACAUGUACGCUGAUCUCAAUGUGGUCUGUCCUAUGGGCGGUAACUGCAAAAUCGAGGGACCUGGGCGGGGCAAGUGUCCCCAUUGUCGGUUUCGAAAAUGCUUGGAUCUUGGCAUGUCCCUUACCCGUAAGCCCACGUUAUUUUUUAUCGUUUAUCUUUUGUCUAAGCAUGUCGAAACAAUUACCCAUAUCAUCUCUAACACCUAG